AUGGCCGCAUCUUCUAGAAAGUCGAAGGGCGGGGUAAUACCGGUCUCGUUGGGCUUCCGGCGUUCCGGUCCUUUCUGUACGUCGGUGACGUCAGAUCCGUCGCCUUUCACGUCAGCGUCGUCUUCGUCGUUCGCUUCCUCGUCAACCUACUACUCGUCCUCCCCCUCCGGUGGUUUCUUCACCCACCGCCGUUCGGUGUCACCAAAGAAGGUAGAAGUCCACACGCUGUCCCCGCCGCCGCCAACGCCGUCCGUCCGGUUCCCCAUCGACAGAUCCAUCUCGCCGCGGCGCUCAAUCGCGGCGUCGCCGCCGCCGCGCAACCAGGUUGUCCAGAGAAGCGGCGGCGUUCAGAGGAGGACGUGCCUGUGCUCUCCGACGACGCAUCCGGGGUCGUUCCGCUGCGCUCUGCACAAGAACAGCUUCGGAGGCGUAGGCGGCGGCCGGAACGGCUCGGCUCCCUACUCUCCGCACCGGCUCAACAUGAGGAGGUCGGCGAUGACGAAUUCUCUGGUGCGGAUCGGAACCGUCGAGGGAGAUCUGGUGAAGCGGGCUCUGGCAGCCCUUAUCCGCCCGUCCUCGCACCAGCAGCGCCGUCGGGCGGACUUCCGGCCCCGUCAAAGCCGUCUCUCGAUGAAUUAUCCAUCCAUUGCGUGUUGGCAUUUCCCGUUCGCCGUCGCUAUUUUCACGUUCGGCAUCAUUGUUCGCCAUCUCCGUCCGUUGCUUUUCAAGACUUGCAAAUUGCAAGUCACUAUUGCACAGUUGAAACUUGAAAGUGGACUUUGGACUUGA
This is a messenger RNA of Striga asiatica, 789 nucleotides long. Lineage: Eukaryota; Viridiplantae; Streptophyta; Magnoliopsida; Lamiales; Orobanchaceae. The record is from the annotation of a GenBank genome assembly.